CACAAAACCUUUCUGGGAAAUAGAUUCCUGGAAGCUCAGUCAGUCCAAAGUGAACUGAGCUGUUUUCUGCUCUGCAGUCUACUGACUACAGAGGACACACUAAACUGCAGACAACCGGCAAGCCCAUACCAAUAUUUAUUUCUCGUAAUUUGUGUUACUAUAGCAGGUAGUUAAAGGAAAUGUUUGCUUUUUGGCCACCAUCCGAGAUUAUUCGACUGUGACUUGGAGGAAUAUUUAUUAUUUAGUGUUUCUCAAACUGGUCGCGAGCCUACAUGAUUUCCCUUGCUUUAAGUGCUGCUGUCAGUAAGAAAUGGUUGCCCGGACAGUGACAGUUUUCCAUCAUGAGGAGCGAGGAGGAGGUUCAUGUUUCCCACAUCCCUCUCCUCCACCCCAGGAGCUUGCAGAGGACCUCUGCUGCAUCACCACCAACUUCAAGUAUCUGCAGACCUCAGGCUGGUACUGGGGUUCCAUCUCAGCGAGUGAAGCUCGGGAGGCUCUUUUACAGAAGCCUGAGGGCACGUUUCUGAUGCGGGACAGCAAUCACCCUCAGUACAUGCUGGCCCUGUCAGUGCAGACCCGUUGUGGUCCCACAAGCGUCCGCAUCGAGUACAGCCAGGGCUCCUUCUGGCUGGACUCCAUUUCCCCCGGCCUGCCUCAGCUGCAGUCCUUCCCAGAUGUCGUCAGCCUCAUACAGCACUACACGGGCUCAGGCCAAACACCACAGGGCCACUCUUCUAAUCACACCUUCACCGAAACAAAGCCUGACUCUGAAAAGCACACAGCUAAGGACUGCGGGGUGCCUCUGAAGCUGAAGCACCCUCUGCACAAACGAGACGCCUUCCCUUCUCUGCAGCACUUGGCGCGCCUAGCCAUUAACAGACACACGACAGACUGCCCUGAUCUGCUGCCACUUCCAAAGCCUCUUCUGCAGUACCUGCAGGACUACCCGUUUAGCAUUUGAGAGUACUUCUGAGACACAGGGAUGGGGAUGUGAGUCAGGGUCACACUCCAGGAAGACACUGUGAAUCUGAGACUCUUUGACAGCCCCGAAGGGAGAACAUUGAAAAGCUUUAAUAGGACAAUAGGACAAUGGACAAUGUGAGUGUGCUCGGUCUUACUAUAGUGGCACUGCUGUUCUCCAGACUUUUUUUUAAAUAUUGUUACGUUCCUUUCAAUAAUGUACAUUUAUUUUGUUUCCAAAGUAUUUCCCUUUUUUCUCUCACCACUUAGAGUGUUGUAUAACUUGUUGCUUGUUUUAGCCCAGUUGAUUUACCACAAAGGAGACUCAACUUCUCUUUAUUAAAUCAGUUCAAAAGCAGCUUCUGAUUGCCUUUUGGUCCCAGGAGAGAGACUAUAUGUCAUCAUUUACACUUAUAUCUAAGAAGCACUGUUGAAAUCGGAUAGCAUAGAUCCUUUCCAGGGGCAACUGGAAUCCCAUACAACCUUUGGGUACCUUUAAGUUAAUUACAAAAUCUUUCAAAAAUGUAUAUUCAUCAUUUUUCAUUGUAUUUUGGCUUUUUUUUAGAUACAGCAUGAGUUUUCAUUACCAAUUAUUUUACAGGAGGUAUGAGCCACAAAGUGUCAGAAAAGAGAUUUUCCGCUGCUUGUUGUAACUGUAAUGAUUUGUUUCUUGAAUGUCUGCUCACUGACAAUUUCAGUAUGAUUAAAAGUCCAAACCGUUGAUGGUACAUCGAUUUAGCAUGUUUUUGGUUUUAAGACAUGAGGUUGACACCUCACGUAAAACAUAUUAAAAGGACACGGGGGCAGACAACUUAAUCUAAAAGAUAUAAUAAAAAAGCUGGGCACAC
This is a messenger RNA of Labrus bergylta (ballan wrasse), 1808 nucleotides long. RefSeq names its product cytokine-inducible SH2-containing protein-like. Gene Ontology annotation, molecular function: 1-phosphatidylinositol-3-kinase regulator activity. Gene Ontology annotation, cellular component: phosphatidylinositol 3-kinase complex. Gene Ontology annotation, biological process: intracellular signal transduction; phosphatidylinositol phosphate biosynthetic process. The record is from RefSeq and is a predicted model, not a curated record. Lineage: Eukaryota; Metazoa; Chordata; Actinopteri; Labriformes; Labridae.